Messenger RNA from Tribolium castaneum (red flour beetle), 1538 nucleotides. RefSeq names its product dynein regulatory complex protein 10. The record is from RefSeq and is a predicted model, not a curated record. NCBI's taxonomy places the organism in Eukaryota, Metazoa, Arthropoda, Insecta, Coleoptera, Tenebrionidae. Bases 1 to 1485 code for a protein of 494 amino acids. Gene Ontology annotation, molecular function: protein binding. The transcript has 6 exons.
AUGCUAAAAGAUGACUUUGUGGUCGCCAUAGCGCUGUUGAUGUUUGUAUUGAUUCCUAGUCAAAGUGACAAGUCCGAAAUGAAUUUCAAAGACGAGACCGAAUAUGAGAACUCCACAUACGAAUACCACUUGCAGCGUGAACGCAUUAACAAAAUCUUCGACGAAACAAUCCACAAGUUGCGUCUUUUGGCCCACUUGCCCAAUCUGGUUGAAAAUGACACUGAAGCCUUGCAGAAAUUCCUCUCAAAAACCGAGGCCGACUUUAUCAAACUUGUAUGCCAGGAACACCAGCCUUUUUCCCGUGAGAUGAUCCAGAACCGGUCCGAUUUGGACCUAAUUUGCAACACCUUGGAGCGAAUUAACAUGAACGAACCCCGGAAGGGAGCACACUCCAGUAAAAGGACUCGGAUGUUUUCGGGUCUGGAACACUUUGACACACAUGUGGCUUGCGCCCUUGAUAUUAUUUUCAAAUCGGAGGCUUUGGUGCAAUAUAUGGAGAGUCUGGAGGACAAGAACGAUUCUCUAAUGACCACAUUUAUCGAGUCUAUGACCAAGUUGAAGAAAAUCGUUGAGGAGAGAUUAAGUGUUUCGGCGUCUGAGGAAAUCAAGAGGGAGAACGACCUCAAAACGGCCUACAGGUCAAGCAUGAUGCUGUCGGACCUGAUACAAGAACUGGAAGAGUUGUUGGAGAAACAGCGACAAGAGCUAGGGCGUGAGCGCGACCGCAAGGAAGAGAUUUUGCGAGAACUGGCCGAAAAAAUCGAAACUUUGAAAGAGAAAUCACAAAAGGACAUCAACCGUCUUGUCUACGACACCGAAACUGUGAUGAUGAAGGACUACAAUAAGAGCGUGGAACUGCAGGUUGAACUAUCAGAAGAUGCCAAAAACACAACCGAACAGUACAAUUCCCUACUUGAGGAACAUCUUCACCAGGAGAAGCUGCUCAGGGCGAAAAGACUCAAAGUUGAGACACAAUUAGCCAGUUGGGUGGCCAAGUAUGACACAGAUAUUGGGGAAAAACAGGCAGAAUAUGACGAACUUGACGAAAUUUUCCAAAACGAGAAACGAGAGUUUGAGGAGUUGCAAGAAAAGUUUGAGGAUCAGGCUGAGGAGUACCACAUUCUAAUGCGAGAGAAGGAGGAGGAGGAGCAGAGGAUUUACGAGGAGAAGGCGUGGAUAUUUUUGCAAAACCGCUCAGCCAGGAGGAUCCAAAGGGCCUGGAGGGCGCACCGAGCCAGGAAAUUGGCGCGGAAAAAGGGCCGGAAAUCUAAAAAGAAGGGCGGUAGUGCUAGUAAAAAAGAGAAAAAGAGUCCCAAAGAAAAGAAGAAGAAGAAAAAGAAGGAGGAAAAGACAGCGGUUCUGAAAGCUGAUCAAGACCCGAAUGCGCUCCUGGAGGGGAAAUACCGAGAGUCGAUUCUUGGCGAAAUGAAGUCGACUGAAGGUUUCGACAAAAAGGAUUUGGUGGUUGAUUUAAUAAACGAUUGAUUACGAAAAUAUUUAUUAGUGUCACAAUAAAAAAUGGAAUGAGCAUUGUUCAA